AUGGCCACUCGACCAGAUGGUCUUCUAGACGAGAUUAUCUCCAGACUCCUGCCUGUGAACGAUCUCAACAUGCAUAUCCUGGAAGCUGGUGAUCCUUCAUUGCCCCUCGUUAUUCUUCUCCAUGGCUUCCCAGAGCUGGCGUAUUCAUGGCGCAAGGUGAUCGUGCCGAUUGCUCAGAUGGGCUUUCACGUAGUUGCGCCGGACAUGAGAGGUUACGGCCAGACGACCAGUCGUACUGCGCCAUCGUUCCCUAUCAGGUUCGAGGACGACCUAGGUCCCUUCCGGGUUAUCAACAUCGUGCGAGAUGUAGUGGCACUAGUCUUCGCUCUGGGAUACACGAGCGUGGCCUCUAUUGUAGGUCACGACAUGGGUUCCGGUGUCGCAGCGCUGUGCGCCCUUAUCCGUCCAGCCAUGUUCCGGUCUUUGGUCAUCAUGUCCACGCCGUUUCCCGGACCACCUCCCUUAUUGUUCAAAGUGGACCCGGUUAAACCCCCUCCUUCUCCGUUGAACAUCUUUUCUCCCGAAGUCAAGGUGCAGCUUGCUGCUCUCGACCCCCCCAGGAAAUAUUACGUACCAUAUUUCGCUGGCGAAGACGCCAAUCGCGACAUGAUGAAUGCCCCGCGCGGACUUCACGCGUUCAUUCGUGCGUAUUACCAUAUGAAAAGCGCGGAUUGGCCUUUGAAUGAGCCUCGGCCACUGGAUUCUCCGGAUCCUGCCAAGGUGGCAGAGCUGCCUCAUUACUACAUGAUGCCGCUCGAGGCAACCAUGCCCCAGGCUGUGGAACCACACGCACCAUCCGCAGAUGAAGUCGCGGCCAACACCUGGUUGACGGAGCGCGAGCUUGCCGUAUAUGUGUCGGAGUAUGGACGGACAGGCUUUCAAGGCGGGCUGAAUGGUUAUCGCGCUUACCAGCCCCAAUAUUUCCAGGAAUUGCAAAUAUUUUCUGGGCAGAAGAUUGAGGUGCCGGCGAUGUUCCUGGCCGGCAAGCAAGAUUGGGGCGUCUUCCAGAUACCUGGCGCGCUGGAUAGAAUGAAGUCACAAGCCUGCAGCAACUUGGCCGAGGAAGACUUAGUGUUAGUUGACGGUGCCGGACAUUGGGUGCAGCAGGAGAAGCCCGAAAGGACGGUCCUUGAGCUCAAGCGAUUUUUUGCAAAAGUGAGCAUACAAUAA
Messenger RNA from Fibroporia radiculosa, 1170 nucleotides. RefSeq lists its product as uncharacterized. The transcript has a single exon. The record is from RefSeq and is a predicted model, not a curated record. NCBI's taxonomy places the organism in Eukaryota, Fungi, Basidiomycota, Agaricomycetes, Polyporales, Fibroporiaceae. Gene Ontology annotation, molecular function: hydrolase activity. Bases 1 to 1170 code for a protein of 389 amino acids.